AUAUCGUCUCUUGCCUCCGCUUGUUUGCGCUUCCCUAAAGUUAAAUCAAGAUAUUCGCCAACCUUUCGGAAUUGAACUCAGCCGCUCUGCCGUUGGCCCAACCCCCCUAUUCUGCUUCUUUUAGCAUGCAAUACCCAAUCCUGAGGACGCCUCGUCAGACGCCUCGACGCCUCCUUCCAUUUACUUAUACGGAGAGUGAGAUUAUCGGAACGUCUGAUUAUCCUCCAUUAUCCCCGGUUCCUGCUCCUCUCGGCUCCUCCUCAAGCGCACCAACACAUGCCAAUUCCUCCAAUCUUUCCCAGCCUACUAGUAGUGGGGUAGAUCUUGAUUGCUUUCUCGAAAUCAAAAUUCCGUCUGCUGAGGAAGUAUCUUUUAUUUCCGCUGAGACAAGUCUCAGUCACACGGGUGGGAACUUGUCUCGUGACCAAUCCGACCAUGGCCUACUUUACAAAAUUAGCCCUUCUGACAUCGCAAUCCUAGCGGACAUUGGUAUCGGACUUCCUCCUGCAGAGCUUGAAAGUGGCGUCGAUUGGGCCUACGUCUACGAUACGAAAGGUGUGGCUUGGUUCACACGAUUUUGGCGCCCUGAUCAUGUUAGGAAAGGAGAGAAAAUCUGGAUCAUUCAUAGCAUCAAUGGAAGGAUUGGCCGAUUUGGGUUGUCUGGUCUGACGCCAGCCGAGUUCUGUGAGAAGGGCAAUGAUAAUAUGUCGUUGCACUCCGUAAACAACGACAUGACUCAGCCACCUGAUCGAGCAGGUGACGGGAAUAUAAAGGCGAUUGUUCAAGAUGCUGGCGGGAGAAUCGGACGGUUCGGGCCUUCCGGCCUGACAGUUGGCGAAGUCUUCCGUCGCAUGACUAGCCAUGGAGUUAGUUCCCGACGAUCUGAAAGUAAUGAUACGAGUGGGAGUCACGGAGAUCGGAUUGAGACUGAAAACGACGCACCGAUUGGUCCCGGCAUUGGGGAAAGCCUUCACCGAUCUGAUCGAUCUUGUUUGGUUUCAAAUGAAUUCUCCCAACCCAUGAACGAUGAAGAGCAAGAAAGCUUGAACUUGGCUAAAAGCCACAAGGCUCCGUGAGGAGUCGAGACAAUAUUGACGUAUGGUCAACCCUGACAAAUCUCAGUACUGGAUUUUCUUCUUUUCCUUGUUUGCUCCCCACAUUGGUCAUUUAGUAGUGGUGGCACUGUGCUCUAUUUUAGGGAUGAUUUUGAAGUAUGAGGUCGU
This is a messenger RNA of Lindgomyces ingoldianus, 1223 nucleotides long. RefSeq lists its product as uncharacterized. The coding region runs from base 126 to 1076 and encodes 316 amino acids. The record is from RefSeq and is a predicted model, not a curated record. Lineage: Eukaryota; Fungi; Ascomycota; Dothideomycetes; Pleosporales; Lindgomycetaceae. The transcript has a single exon.